GGUAACUAGUGACGAGUUUGGGCCCUCAGCCCACUAGCAGCGGCACCUUUCCAAGAUGGCAGCCAACAGUAGCAGCACGGUUAGCAAACCCAGCAACAGUACCGGGGGGAAACAGUCAGGGCCGUCGGCCGAGCAGGUCGUGGCUGCAUUCCAGAGGAUGCGCACGGAGCAGCGCAGCAUGGCCUCCAAGGCUGCAGAGUUGGAGAUGGAGAUCAAUGAGCAUAGCCUAGUCAUUGAGACCCUAAAAGACGUAGACCCAACAAGGAAGUGCUUCCGGCUGGUGGGUGGGGUGCUCGUGGAGAGGACAGUUAAGGAAGUCUUACCAGCUCUGGAAAGCAAUAAAGAACAGAUCUCAAAGAUUGUAGAAUCCCUCAACACACAGAUGCAGUCGAAAGGCCGGGAGCUCACAGAGUACCGGGAAAAAUACAACAUCCGAUUGGUGGGAGAAGGGGAGGAAGGCCAGGGCAAAUCUGCAGCGUCCUCCAAUGGGGGCGAAGGGAGCGCGUCUAAAGGCGGUGCCGGCGUUCUAGUUUCGUAGCUUUGUGAAAAAGCUUUAGUAAAAUAGGAAAUUGUGCAGAAUGCCAUCAAGCAUUGAGUCAGCACAGACCCCGAAAGGCAUUUCAAGGGCCCGAGUUUUACGAAUGUCUUGCAUGAAACCAAUGUUACAAGGGCCAGAUUCUCAAGACCAUUCAAUUGAGAUAAAUGAAGCGUGUUAUUGAAUCCUUUUCACCUAUAGUUAAACAAAACUUAAGCCAACAAUUUACUUACUCUGGUUUAUUUUCUCUUCAGACAUGAACAAGCCUUUCGCCUUUUACUCGAGGCAGUGUUUCAUUCUUACGGUAUGAUAGUUGUAUUAAACAACAUGCCUUCUUGAUGACCA
This is a messenger RNA of Oncorhynchus gorbuscha (pink salmon), 880 nucleotides long. RefSeq names its product prefoldin subunit 2-like. The record is from RefSeq and is a predicted model, not a curated record. The transcript has 4 exons. NCBI's taxonomy places the organism in Eukaryota, Metazoa, Chordata, Actinopteri, Salmoniformes, Salmonidae. Gene Ontology annotation, biological process: protein folding. Gene Ontology annotation, molecular function: protein folding chaperone. The coding region runs from base 56 to 538 and encodes 160 amino acids. Gene Ontology annotation, cellular component: prefoldin complex; cytoplasm.